This is a messenger RNA of Panthera uncia (snow leopard), 14261 nucleotides long. RefSeq names its product multiple EGF like domains 8 (gene MEGF8). The record is from RefSeq and is a predicted model, not a curated record. NCBI's taxonomy places the organism in Eukaryota, Metazoa, Chordata, Mammalia, Carnivora, Felidae. Gene Ontology annotation, molecular function: protein binding; calcium ion binding.
GUGGAGGGGUGGGGUUGGAUGCUCUGCAGUCCUCCCAGGGCCGCUCUGACCUGCGGCUCCGCGACUUCUCGUCUCCUCUCCAUCUUUCCUCCCACAGCGGCCGCUCGGCCCCCGCCCCCUCGCCCUCCCAGCGGGUCUUCCCAGGCCGCUCUGGCCCGAGCGUCCCCUCGUCUCUCUGAUCUGGCCCAUCCGGCUCCGGAGGGAGGCGCGGGUGGGUGAGCAAGGGAGUGCGUCUAUGGGGUCCAGGCCUGAGCCCCUAAAGACGGGCUCCGCCCCCGACACCCGCUCGCGCCCCGCCUCCGGCUGGAGGGGUCUCUCCCGGACCUUCCGGGUCUGGCCCGGCAAGACCCGCACCCUCUAUAGAGGCCCCCGCCGGGCUGUAGAGCCCUUCGCUCCCUGGGGACCCACCCGUAUAUAAGGUCCGUUUCGGCCUGCAGCGGCUCGCGUCUUUUACUGCUGGACACCGUUUAUGGGGUCAGCUAGCCUAUGGGGGCCCGUGACUAUAAGCGACUCCCACGGUCCCUAGGGCUUGGCCCCAUCCAUAACGACCCCAUUUACAGGCCCUUUCGUGGGUCUAUAGGAUCUACUCCUCGAUUUCCACAGCCCGUCUACAGCGGCGGCUCCCUUCUGGGGGAGUGCAACUCCUGGACCUCCCUGGUCUACAAGGCCAUGUCGCGUCUAUAGAGGUCACAUUUGCAGGGCCUCGCGCCGCGUGGAGGGUCCUCUCCAAUCUUUACGGCCUGUCCCGUCUGUAAGUCAGUGCGGGAGGCGGAUAUGGCCCUGCGCCCGGCUCUGGCCGUGGCGCUGGCUCUAUCUUUGGCCCUGCUGGGGCCGCUGUCCCCCGGGGCCCAGGCAGGGGACUGCAAGGGGCAGCGGCAAGUGCUGCGGGAGGCGCCAGGCUUCGUGACCGAUGGUGCGGGCAACUACAGCGUCAAUGGCAAUUGCGAGUGGCUCAUCGAGGCCCCAAGCCCCCAGCAUCGGAUCCUGCUGGACUUUCUUUUCCUGGACACGGAAUGCACGUACGACUACCUGUUUGUGUAUGACGGCGACUCUCCCCGAGGGCCCCUGCUUGCCAGUCUGAGUGGCAGCACUCGGCCUCCGCCCAUCGAGGCUUCCUCAGGCAAGAUGCUCCUCCACCUCUUCAGCGAUGCCAACUACAACCUGCUGGGCUUCAAUGCCUCCUUCCGCUUCUCCCUGUGCCCCGGGGGCUGCAGCAGCCACGGGCAGUGCCAGCCCCCUGGCGUGUGCGCCUGCGAGCCCGGCUGGGGGGGCCCUGACUGCAGCCUGCAGGAGUGCCCGGCCUACUGUGGCGGCCAUGGCACCUGCGCUUCGCCCCUGGGACCAUGCCGCUGUGAGCCUGGCUUCCUGGGACGCGCCUGUGACCUGCACCUGUGGGAGAACCAGGGGGCUGGCUGGUGGCACAACGUGAGUGCCGGGGACCCUGCCUUCUCGGCCCGUAUUGGGGCAGCUGGUGCCUUCCUGUCCCCGCCGGGGCUGCUGGCUGUUUUUGGAGGCCAGGACCUCAACAGAGCCCUGGGUGAUCUCGUCCUGUACAACUUCUCUGCCAACACCUGGGAGCGCUGGGACCUGAGUCCUGCCCCGGCUGCCCGUCACUCCCAUGUGGCUGUGGCCUGGGCCGGCUCCCUGGUGCUCAUGGGUGGUGAGCUGGCUGAUGGCUCCCUCACCAGCGACGUGUGGGCCUUCAGCCCCCUGGGCGGGGGCCACUGGGAGCUGCUCGCACCACCUGGCUCCAGUUCCUCGGGGCCGCCAGGCCUGGCAGGUCACGCCGCCGCCCUAGUGGAUGACAUCUGGCUCUACGUGUCUGGCGGCCGCACCCAGCACGACCUCUUCUCCUCUGGCCUCUUCCGCUUCCGUCUCGACAGCACCAGUGGGGGCUACUGGGAGCAGGUGAUUCCAGCGGGCGGGCGGCCUCCUGCCGCCACGGGCCACUCCAUGGUGUUCCAUGCCCCCUCGCGCACCCUGCUGGUUCACGGUGGACACCGGCCGUCCACCGCGCGGUUCUCUGUGCGGGUGAACUCCACAGAGCUCUUCCACGUGGAUCGGCGCGUGUGGACCACCCUGAAGGGCCGGGAUGGGCUCCAGGGCCCACGGGAGAGAGCCUUCCACACAGCCAGCGUCCUGGGCAACUACAUGGUGGUCUAUGGGGGCAACGUGCACACCCAUUACCAGGAGGAGAAAUGCUAUGAAGAUGGCCUCUUCUUCUACCACCUUGGCUGCCAUCAGUGGGUGUCGGGGGCCGAGCUUGCCCCCCCGGGAACCCCUGAGGGCCGAGCAGCACCUCCCAGUGGUCGAUACUCGCAUGUGGCGGCUGUGCUUGGUGGCAGUGUCCUGUUGGUGGCUGGGGGGUACAGUGGCCGGCCUCGUGGGGACUUGAUGGCCUACAAGGUGCCUCCCUUUGUGUUCCAGGCGCCUGCUCCGGACUACCACUUAGACUACUGCUCCAUGUACAUGGACCACAGCGUCUGCUCCCGAGACCCUGAAUGCAGUUGGUGUCAGGGGGCCUGCCAAGCUGCACCACCUCCUGGGACCCCGUCUGGGGCUUGUCCAGCUGCCAGCUGCCUGGGCCUGGGCCGCCUUCUGGGUGACUGCCAGGCCUGCCUGGCCUUCAGCGGCCCGACAACUCCUCCCCGGGGGCCCGGCGCUCUGGGCUGGUGCGUGCAUAAUGAGAGCUGCCUCCCUCGGCCUGAACAGGCCCGCUGCCGAGGGGAGCAGAUCUCAGGCACCGUGGGCUGGUGGGGGCCUGCACCUGUCUUCGUCACAUCCCUGGAGGCCUGCGUCACCCAGAGCUUCCUGCCUGGCCUGCACCUGCUCACUUUCCAGCAGCCGCCCAACGCCUCCCAGCCCGACAAGGUCCUGAUUGUCCGCAGUACGACCAUCACUCUGACGCCCAGCCCAGAGACCGACGUGUCCCUGGUCUACCGUGGCUUCAUCCACCCACUGCUGCCAGGAGGGCCCGGGGGGCCGGGGGCUGAGGAUGUAGCUGUGUGGGCCCGGGCCCAGCGUCUACAUGUCUUGGCCCGGAUGGCCCGUGGCCCUGACACAGAGAACAUGGAGGAGGUGGGGCGCUGGGUGGCUCAGCAGGAGAAGGAGACAAGACGGCUGCAGCGCCCGGGGUCUGCUCGCCUCUUCCCACUGCCUGGCCGGGGCCACAAGUAUGCGGUCGAGAUCCGGGGCCAGCUCAAUGGCUCGGCAGGCCCUGGGCACAGUGAACUUACCCUGCUGUGGGACCGGACUGGCGUGCCAGGUGGCAGCGAGAUCUCCUUCUUCUUUCUGGAGCCUUAUCGCUCUUCAGCCUGUUCGUCCUACUCCUCCUGCCUGGGCUGCUUGGCGGACCAGGGCUGCGGCUGGUGCCUGACCAGCGCCACCUGCCACCUGCGCCAGAGCGGGGCCCACUGCGGGGACGACAGGACCGGCGGGUCCCUGCUGGUGCUGGUGCCUGCCCUCUGCCCGCUCUGCGAGGAGCAUCGUGACUGUCACGCCUGUACCCAGGACCCCUUCUGCGAGUGGCAUCAGAGCACCAGCCGCAAAGGGGAUGCAGCGUGCAGCCGGCGGGGCCGGAGUCGGGGCGCCCUGAAGAGCCCAGAGGAGUGUCCCCCGCUCUGCAGCCAACGCCUAACCUGUGACGACUGCCUGGCCAACUCCAGCCAGUGUGCCUGGUGUCAGUCCACCCACACCUGCUUCCUGUUCGCUGCCUACCUGGCACGGUACCCGCACGGGGGCUGCCGUGGCUGGGACGACAGCGUGCACUCAGAGCCCCGGUGCCGGAGCUGCGACCGCUUCCUGACCUGCCACGAGUGUCUGCAGAGCCAUGAGUGCGGCUGGUGCGGCAAUGAGGACAACCCCACGCUGGGACGGUGCCUUCAGGGGGACUUCUCGGGGCCUCUGGGUGGGGGUAACUGCUCCCUGUGGGUGGGGGAGGGCCUGGGGCUGUCUGUGGCCCUCCCUGCCCGCUGGGCAUAUGCCCGCUGUCCAGACGUGGACGAGUGUCGCCUGGGCCUGGCGCGGUGCCACCUGCGGGCGACCUGCCUGAACACACCCCUCAGCUACGAGUGUCACUGCCAGCGGGGCUACCAGGGCGAUGGCAUCACAUACUGCAACCGCACGUGCUUGGAAGACUGUGGCCAUGGUGUGUGCAGCGGUCCCCCUGACUUCACCUGCGUGUGUGACCUGGGCUGGACGUCAGACCUGCCCCCGCCCACACCUGCCCCGGGACCCCCCGCGCCCCGCUGCUCCCGGGACUGCGGCUGCAACUUCCACAGCCACUGCCGCUGGCGGGGGCCUGGCUUCUGUGAUGAGUGCCAGGACUGGACGUGGGGGGAGCACUGCGAACGGUGCCGGCCCGGCAGCUUUGGCAACGCCACGGGCUCGGGCGGCUGCCGGCCCUGCCAGUGCAACGGGCAUGGGGACCCGCGCCGCGGCCACUGUGACAACCUCAGCGGGCUCUGCUUCUGUCAGGACCACACCGAAGGUGCCCACUGCCAGCUCUGCUCCCCCGGCUACUAUGGGGACCCUCGGGCUGGUGGCUCCUGUUUCCGGGAGUGUGGGGGGCGUGCCCUCCUUACCAACGUGUCCUCAGUGGCGCUGGGCUCACGCCGGGUUGGGGGGCUGCUGCCUCCAGGCGGUGGGGCAGCGAGAGCUGGGCCAGGCCUGUCCUAUUGCGUGUGGGUUGUCUCAGCCACCGAGGUGCUGCAGCCCUGUGCCCCUGGGACCCUCUGUCCCCCCCUCACCCUCACCUUCUCCCCCGACAGCAGCACCCCCUGCACGCUGAGCUAUGUCCUGGCCUUUGAUGGAUUCCCGCGCUUCCUGGACACUGGUGUCGUCCAGUCGGACCGUAGCCUCAUUGCUGCCUUCUGUGGCCAGCGGCGGGACAGGCCUCUCACUGUGCAGGCCCUGUCUGGCCUGCUUGUCCUGCACUGGGAGGCCAACGGCUCCUCAUCCUGGGGCUUCAACGCUUCCGUGGGCUCUGCCCGCUGCGGGUCAGGGGGCCCGGGGAGCUGCCCUGUCCCCCAGGAGUGUGUGGCCCAGGAUGGGGCCGCAGGUGCUGGACUCUGCCGAUGUCCUCAGGGCUGGGCUGGCCCCCACUGCCGCAUGGCUCUGUGUCCCGAGAACUGUAACGCCCACAGCGGGGCGGGGACUUGUAACCAGAGCCUGGGUGUGUGCAUCUGUGCUGAGGGCUUCGGGGGUCCUGACUGUGCCACGAAGCUGGAUGGCGGGCAGCUGGUCUGGGAGACCCUCAUGGACAGCCGCCUCUCAGCUGACACUGCUAGCCGAUUCCUACACCGCUUGGGGCACACCAUGGUGGAGGGACCUGAUGCCACCUUGUGGAUGUUUGGGGGCCUGGGCCUGCCCCAGGGGCUGCUAGGAAACCUGUACAGGUACUCCGUGAGCGAGCGACGGUGGACACAGAUGCUGGCAGGAGCCGAGGAUGGGGGCCCGGGCCCCUCCCCUCGCUCCUUCCACGCGGCUGCCUAUGUGUCCGCCGGCCGUGGUGCCAUGUACCUUCUGGGGGGACUCACGGCCGGGGGUGUCACCCGCGACUUCUGGGUCCUCAACCUCACCACCCUGCAGUGGCGGCAGGAGAAGGUUCCUCAGACUGUGGACUUGCCAGCAGUUGCUGGUCACACCCUAACUGCCCGCCGCGGCCUGUCCCUGCUCCUGGUGGGCGGUUAUUCCCCCGAAAAUGGCUUCAACCAGCAGCUGUUUGAGUACCAGCUGGUGACUGGCACCUGGGUGUCCGGAGCCCAGAGCGGGACACCCCCCACAGGUCUCUAUGGUCAUUCUGCCGUGUACCACGAGGCCACUGACUCCCUCUACGUGUUUGGGGGUUUCCGCUUCCACGUGGAGCUGGCAGCCCCGUCCCCUGAGCUCUACUCUCUGCACUGUCCUGACCGUACUUGGAGCCUGCUGGCCCCUUCCCAGGGGGCAAAGCCACGCCCCCGGCUUUUCCAUGCCGCAGCCCUGCUAGGGGACACCAUGGUGGUCCUUGGGGGGCGCUCGGACCCUGAUGAGUUCAGCAGUGACGUUCUACUCUACCAGGUCAACUGCAAUGCCUGGCUCCUGCCCGACCUCACCCGCCCAGCCUCUGUGGGGCCCCCGAUGGAGGAGUCUGUGGCCCACGCCGUGGCGGCGGUAGGAGGCCGCCUGUACAUCUCAGGUGGCUUCGGGGGAGUGGCCCUGGGCCGCCUGCUGGCCCUGAUCCUGCCCCCUGACCCCUGCCGCCUGCUGCCCUCACCUGAAGCUUGUAACCAGUCUGGGGCCUGCACCUGGUGCCAUGGGGCCUGCUUGUCCGGAGACCAGGCUCAUAGGCUGGGCUGUGGGGGCCCCCCGUGUUCCCCAAUGCCUCGCUCUCCGGAGGAAUGUCGACGUCUCCGGACCUGCAGUGAGUGCCUGGCCCGCCACCCCCGGACCCUGCAGCCUGGAGACGGAGAGGUGAAUGGCGGGGGCGAUGGGCAUCUGCCCCCCCGCUGUAAGUGGUGUACCAACUGCCCCGAGGGCGCCUGCAUCGGGCGGAAUGGGUCCUGCACCUCAGAGAAUGACUGUCGGAUCAACCAGCGGGAGGUCUUCUGGGCCGGGAACUGCUCAGAGGCUGUGUGUGGGGCCGCCGACUGUGAGCAGUGCACCCGGGAGGGCAAGUGCAUGUGGACGAGGCAGUUCAAGAGGACAGGGGAGACCCGCCGCAUCCUCUCGGUGCAGCCCACCUAUGACUGGACCUGCUUCAGCCACUCUCUGCUGAAUGUGUCCCCAAUGCCGGUGGAGUCAUCGCCCCCCCUACCCUGCCCCACUCCCUGUCACCUCCUGCCCAACUGCACCUCCUGCCUGGACUCCAAAGGUGCGGAUGGGGGCUGGCAGCACUGUGUCUGGAGCAGCAGCCUCCAACAGUGUCUGAGCCCCUCCUACCUGCCCCUGCGAUGUAUGGCCGGAGGCUGUGGGCGGCUGCUCCGGGGACCCGAGAGCUGCUCCCUGGGCUGUGCUCAGGCGACCCAGUGCGCCCUGUGCCUGCGGCGCCCCCACUGUGGUUGGUGUGCCUGGGGGGGCCAAGAUGGGGGUGGCCGCUGCCUGGAGGGUGGACUCAGCGGUCCCCGUGACGGGCUGACAUGCGGGCGACCUGGGGCCUCCUGGGCCUUCCUGUCCUGUCCCCCUGAAGACGAGUGUGCAAACGGACAUCACGACUGCAAUGAGACACAGAACUGCCACGACCGGCCACACGGUUACGAGUGCAGCUGCAAGGCGGGCUACACCAUGGACAACGUGACUGGGCUGUGCCGCCCGGUGUGCGCCCAGGGCUGCGUGAAUGGCUCGUGUGUGGAGCCCGACCACUGCCGCUGCCACUUCGGCUUUGUUGGCCGCAACUGCUCCACAGAGUGUCGCUGCAACCGCCACAGCGAAUGCGCGGGUGUGGGCGCCCGUGACCAUUGCCUGCUGUGCCGCAACCACACCAAGGGCAGCCACUGCGAGCAGUGCCUCCCUCUGUUCGUGGGCUCGGCUGUGGGGGGCGGGACCUGCCGUCCCUGCCACGCCUUCUGUCGUGGCAAUAGCCACGUCUGCGUCUCCAGGAAGGAGCUCGAAAUGGCCAGGAAGGAACCAGAGAAGUACUCGCUGGAUCCAGAGGAGAUUGAAAACUGGGUGACAGAGGGGCCUAGUGAAGACGAGGCUGUGUGUGUGAACUGCCAGAAUAACAGUUACGGGGACAAAUGCGAGAGCUGCCUGCACGGCUACUUCCUCCUGGAUGGGAAGUGUACCAAAUGCCAGUGCAAUGGCCAUGCAGAUACAUGUAACGAGCAGGACGGGACGGGCUGCCCGUGUCAGAACAAUACAGAGACGGGCACGUGCCAGGGUAGCUCGCCCAGUGACCGCCGAGACUGCUACAAGUACCAGUGCGCCAAGUGCCGGGAGUCCUUCCACGGGAGCCCGCUGGGCGGCCAGCAGUGUUACCGCCUCAUUUCCGUGGAGCAGGAGUGCUGCCUGGACCCCACGUCCCAGACCAACUGCUUCCAUGAACCCAAGCGCCGGGCUCUGGGCCCCGGCCGCACUGUCCUCUUUGGCGUGCAGCCCAAGUUUACUAACGUGGACAUCCGCCUGACGCUGGAUGUGACCUUCGGUGCUGUGGACCUCUAUGUCUCCACCUCCUACGACACCUUCGUGGUCCGUGUGGCCCCUGACACGGGCGUCCACACCGUGCAUAUCCAGCCACCUCCACCCCCACCGCCUCCCCCACCCCCUGCUGACGGCGGACCCCGGGGGGCCGGGGAUCCAGGAGGACCCGGGGCCGGGAGCGGGCCAGGUGCCCCGGCGGAGCCCAGGGUGCGGGAGGUGUGGCCACGGGGACUGAUCACCUACGUGACUGUGACAGAGCCGUCGGCCGUGCUCGUGGUUCGUGGUGUGCGGGACCGGCUGGUCAUCACCUACCCGCACGAGCACCAUGCCCUCAAGUCCAGCCGCUUUUACCUACUCCUGCUGGGCGUGGGGGACCCGAGCGGGCCCGGCGCCAAUGGUUCAGCUGACUCGCAGGGCCUGCUCUUCUUCCGGCAGGACCAGGCCCACAUCGACCUAUUUGUCUUCUUCUCCGUCUUCUUCUCCUGCUUCUUUCUCUUCCUCUCACUCUGCGUGCUCCUCUGGAAGGCCAAGCAGGCCCUGGACCAGCGGCAGGAACAGCGCCGGCAUCUGCAAGAGAUGACCAAGAUGGCCAGCCGCCCCUUUGCCAAGGUCACCGUCUGCUUCCCGCCUGACCCUGCCGCCCCGGCCCCUGCCUGGAAGCCGGCUGGGCUCCCACCACCCACCUUCCGCCGUUCGGAACCCUUCUUGGCACCCCUGCUGCUGACGGGGGCCGGGGGGCCCUGGGGACCUGUGGGAGGAGGCUGCUGCCCGCCCGCCGUCCCGGCCACCACUGCCGGCCUGCGAGCCGGGCCCAUCACCCUUGAACCCACUGAAGAUGGCAUGGCCGGUGUGGCCACUCUGCUGCUCCAGCUGCCCGGAGGACCCCAAGCACCCAACGGCGCCUGCCUAGGGUCGGCCCUCGUCACGCUGCGGCACAGGCUGCACGAAUACUGUGGGGGUGGUGGGGGUGCUGGGGGCAGUGGGCACGGGGCUGGCGCAGGCCGGAAGGGACUGUUGAGCCAGGACAAUCUCACCAGCAUGUCCCUCUGACCCAUGGUGUGGUCCUCAGCCACAGCGACUGAGUACCCUGAUAACGCCACCCUGGAUUCAGGGCUCCUCCACUUGGCGGCCCCUGGACACUGUGUCCUCAGAGAUCUCUGGCUCCCUUUCCCCGGGGCUCCCCAGACAGGGCAUUUGACGUUCUGCAUUCAACAAUUAUUUAUUGAAUACUUACUGUAUGCCAGGCACUGUUGAAGUCACCGGGCAAAGCAGGAACUGAGACAGACGAGUUCCCUGAUCUCGUGGGACUUAGGUUCCAGUGGAGGGAGACAAUCAGUGUGCACCAGUGCCUGUGCACACACACGCGCGCGCGCGCACACACACAUACACACACACACAGGCGAGGAAGGUCAUUUCCGGGAGGGAGAAGUGCCAUGAGGGAUCAACAGGAUGUGGCUGUGAGGGACUUCGAGGUAGAGUCUGUUGGGCAUUCCGAGAAGCUAGGCCUAAAGCCUGAGAAGGAACUGGCCGUGGGGAAAGCUUCAGAAAGUGGGUCUCAGGCAGAGGGAGCUAUAAGGACAAGGCCCUGAGGUGGGGACCCGCUUGCUUCAUUGGAAGGAUCAGAAAGGGCCAGCAUGACCCAGACCGCGUGUGAAGAGAUGAGUUGGGAGACAGCAAUGGGAUCACCCAGGGCUGUGUGGGUCCCAGAUAGGAUGUUGAAUUUUAUUCUCGGGGAAAGCCAAGGGACAGUUUCAUAAGGAUCCGAGGUACGUAUUCGAGACGUCACUCAGCUGUGGUGUGGAGGAUGGUUCGGAGGGGGCAAGAGAGGCGACCAGGGACAAGAGACGAUGAUUACGAUGAGGGCAGUGGUGGGGGCGGGGGUCAGGGACAGGUGCAGGAUGUGUGUGGGAGGAGGUAACGAUGGCGUGGAUGUUGGGAUCAGGGAGGGGGGAGUCCAGGAUGACUCCAACUUUGUGGCCUGAACUGUGGGCGGAUACUGGGGUGGUUUAUCAUCAUGGGCAGCCUGGGUCUUGUGGGGAAAACCAGGAGUCCAGUCUGAGACUCUUAAGAUGCUCUCUUUAGGCAUCUCUCCAGUCAGGUCCAGCCAGGGAAACAGACUGCUGUACUUUAGCGGAAGGAACUGAGCGCAGGGGGUUGGCUGUGUUGUUGAGGGACACAGACGAUCAGAGGUGGGACAGUGAGGCAGUCCAGGGGCCAGCUGUCACCUGUAGGCUGGACAGACAAAGCCAAAGCUCAGAUGGUGUAAUUGAUGCUAGGACCAGGGCCACCCGGCUCAGCAGGAAUCCAAGGAGACAAAGCCUCAGAUGCUGCCCCAGGGUGCUGGGCGUUGGAGAUGGAAAUGGUGGAGUCCUCUGCGCAUCUCUCUUCCCAGACAGUGCUGCCUUGAAGACUUGUGGGUUCCCUCUAGGGGCCGCUCUCCCACUCAGCCACCACCUUGGACUUCUGAGCUCCUCUCCCCCUUGAGGACUUCGCAACCCCAUCCUAGCCAUCUUGAACUUGGGACUCCUUUUGCAAGACUCCAUCCCCCAGCUGUACUUUGGGGCCUUAAGGAGCUGGGCCCCGUCUCCUCUCCUCUGCUGGGGGCCUUAGUCUAAGAGGCCAUGUGUGCUGUCAGGGGCCGUCUGAAAGGGAGGAGUGGUUGAAGCAGCAAAUAAAGAGUGUAGGGAAGGCGGGUGUCUGAGCACCGUCUGCCUGCAGGAGAUGGGGUGUCUUGCUUCUCUGAACAGCAUCCAAAUGUGGAUAAAUCGAGUCAGUGCCCUUACCUUGGCCCCCCUCUGAGCUGUAUAGCUUGGGCCUGGCUCCUCCCUGCCCCUCCUGAGCAGGGGUGAGAUGGGACCACUAUAGAAGCCCUCGUUCCCCAGAAGGGACAGACCUAGAGGAGCUGAGGGCACCGAGACCGUUGGCCCUUCCUCGGGUCCCUGUCGCAGGAAGACCCCAGUUCGUCUCCGGAGGGAAAACAUUGCCUUGGUCCCAGGCUUGGGUUUUAUUCUGGCCUCUGACAUAAGAGUGAGGCAGCAUGGAGACCAAAAUGCCCUAACGUGAUGAGUUUGAGUUUUCUCUAAUCCCAGAAGGCUCCAAGGCCCAAACCGGAAGCAGCACAGGAGGCUUCAUCUUCCAGGCCCCCAGGGCAAGCAAGAGCAGUGGUGAAGAAGGUGCAAGUGUGCCCUCGGUCGGCCUCGAGCAGUGAGCAGCGAGCAGCAGCGUGGGAGUCUGGCCGAGAGUGGUAAACAACGUGUUUUCCUCUUCAGCCCGCCCGUGGGCACAUGCCUGAGGCUUCAUCUGAUGUGAGCCCAAGACACGAUAGUGAGGUGGACUUAGGGGGAGUGGGGCCGGGGGAGGUGGGUGGGGUUGGGUCUUCACUGUGGUCCAUGAAAAUCCUAGUAUUUUCGGACUUAUGGGCAGUUUAAGGGAUUUUCAAGGAUUAUUCUGCCCACACAUGAGUUUUGCCUUUGUGAGCCAUUGGUAGUGCCUAACCUCCGAGACGUGACUGUGAACUUGUAUUUACUGAGUACCGGCGCUAGACAGUUUGCUUGCCACGUUACAGCCCAGCAACCCUAUGCGGUAGGUAGCCGUGUGAUCCCCGUUUGCAGGGGAGAAAACAGAAGUUCAUAGAUGUCAUUGAGCCAUUGAAUGAAUUUGAACCCCGGCCAUGUGACUCUCAAAUCCACAUGCCUGACCACCAGACCCUCUAGCCUCCUGAGGAGGGAACCCCCAGGAAUAAGGGGGGGGGGGGAGGAGGAGGAGACAAGGGAGAAAGCACAAGGGAGAUCAUGCGGGUUCUUAGCCCACCUAGCUGAGAGCUCUCCCAGCACAGAGCAGGCACUAGAGGCAGGUGUUCAAAAUGGUGGGUUUCUGCUGGGGAUAAGGCACAAUUUCCCACCCGGGAUGCUAACCAGAAGCAGGACAUGCUGCCUAAGGGAGUCCAAGGCCAGGAGAGCGUUCACCCUGCAUGACCAGGAAGGAGCUAAGACUCGUCUGCAUUAUGAUCAGAUCUUUGGUAAGGUCUCUUCCCCACCACCACCCUGUGACUGUGCCUUCCUGAGCAGAGCGUUUGCACUGUGACUGGCCCCUUGCUCUGCUACACAGAGCCAGCGUCUCCAACUCCUGUCCAUACCUUGCAGAUGCCCCUAUACAAAUGCCCCAUAGCAUGAGGCAUGUGUUCCUCCUCCCUCCACGUUAGCUCCUCAGCUGGCACCUCGCCCUGGUAUCCAUGUACCUGAAUGCAAGAGGCUCAGGGAGUGUGAGAGAAAGACUGGGCGUGGGAGGUCUGGAUUCUAGUCUGUGUAUGGCCAUCAAUGCCCUAGGGACUUCAGAAAAAGGGGAGAAAUUUCACCAAGGGCCAACAACACUCCAGGUAGUGUGCUGGGUGCUUAGCCUGAGUCCUUUAGUCUUCCUGAUACCGAUGCUGGGAGGGACAGGUUUAUUCCCCCAUUUUGCAGAUUUGGAAACUAAGUCCCUUGCCUGAGAACUCAGGGCAGAUUAACAGGGGAGCCCAGAUUCUGAUGCAAGCCUGUCUGACUCUCCAUUGCCCCCCACCGUUACCUCUAAAAUCAUGUCCCUUUUCUGCAUCAGUGUCUCCCACCUGUGAUCACUCACUAUCUCCACCCACAAGGGGCUCCAUGCAGUUCUAGGUGCUAGGGACACAGCAGUGAACAGGGUCCCUGCCCUCAUGGAACUGACAAACCAGCAGGGAGCCAGAAAAUAAAUAUGUAAAUGAUGUGGUAUAUUGAAAUAUGACCAGAAAAACAAGGCGGUGAAGGAGAAGAGGGGUUGGUCCUUGCUAUGUAAUAUAAGGUAGAAGGGAAGGCCUUGCUCCUAAGAUGACAUGUGAACAGACGGGAAGGAAUGAGCCAUAGGGACAUCUGAGGGAAGAGAAUUCCAAGUUGAGGCAACAGCUAGUGCAAAGGUCCUGAGGUGGGAGCACGACUAGCAUUUUAGAGAACCAACCAAGAGACUCACGCGGGUAGGAGCGGGUGGGAAUAAGGAGGAGACAAGGUCAAGGAAAAGCCGGAGGCAGAUUGUGCAGGUCCUCGGGCCACGGUGAGGACUCUGGCUUUAGCUCUGUGCAGGAGGAGCCGUGAGAAGGUUCUGAACACAGGAGGCAUGUGACCUAACUCAGGUGUUCGCAGACGGAGCCAGAGCUGAGCCCCUGAAAGGCUGGGGUUUGCUGUUUCCUGGGAGGAGGAGGUCGGGGGCAGGGAAUCCGGAGUUAGGUUUUAACUUGUGGAUGCCCAUUAGAUAUUCCAAGCAAAGAUGUCACUUGGUGGUUGGAUACAUGAAUGGAAAGAGAAAGAGUAACAGCAAAGAAUAUAAGUGAUAUAUUAAUACCAGGAUAGUAUAAUAUUAUUAUACAUAAUGAUACUAUUAACAAGUUUAUUAAGCUCACUCUGGUCUUUCCAUCUGUUCCAUCACUUGCUCUCACAGUAGCCACAUGACAUACUAGGGAUUGUCCUUAGAGGAGGAAACAGGCUCAGAGAGGUUUAUUAAUUCACUAAGACAACACGGCUAGUAACCCGGCACGACACUAACACUAAUAACAUGGCAAGAGUCAAGAUCGGAUCCUAGGUCUGCCCAAUUUUGAGACCAGAUUUUCUAAUCUGCUAGUUGCUUUCGUGUAAAGAGAACUAGAUGAUCUUUAAAGAUUAUUCAGCUCUAGAGAGCCCGAAACCGGACAGUUCUGUGCUUUGGAGACAAAGCCCCCCCACCCCCUGCUCUUCCCCCACCCCGGAACUCCCAUAUCUGUUAUGUUAGAAUUGUAUAUAGGCCAAGAAUCCAUACGUAUUGACUUGAAGGGGGGUGGGUCUCCCAAUUUUUUCCUUUGGGCGUGUAACCUCUACCAAGGCAGCUUUUUCUGGUUUUGCUUAUUUGAAGGAUCCGCACACAACUUCACUUGGGCAGCUGAAGGGGUUAGUGGUUUCACUUUGUUAAUGACCCACUCGUUUAGAGGGGUAAGACUUGCCAAGGUCACACGCAGCAGGUGGGGUGGGGGGCAAGGAUCUGACUCUGGAACUCCUCCUUCCACACCUAGGCAUCUUCCCUGUGUCCCCACACCCCUCACCAAACCUCCUCCACCCAGAUUCCUUCCCUGGGACACAAAUAAUGUAGGCGGAGUUGGUUUUCAGGUU